Molecule: messenger RNA, 3527 nt
Organism: Oryzias melastigma (Indian medaka)
Lineage: Eukaryota; Metazoa; Chordata; Actinopteri; Beloniformes; Adrianichthyidae
Product: lysine-specific histone demethylase 1B
Exons: 21
Coding region: 144-2633 (829 amino acids)
Molecular function (GO): oxidoreductase activity; zinc ion binding; protein binding
Source: RefSeq, a predicted model, not a curated record
GAAGUUGUGUACCUGCUACAGCACGGCAUUGAUUUCUCCCGCAACAAUAAAGGGAGUGAGAUUGAACCAUUUAUUUAAAAAAAAUAUACAGACAAUACUUGCUACCGAAGAGCUAAAACUACUCAGAAACACCGUUGGUGGCCAUGCUAUCGGAUGCAGACUGCCCUGGGAACGCCUCUGGGGCUCGGAGGGCGAGGAAGAGGAGCUCCGGGGAGUCUCCGGGGGAGGGCCAGACCCUGCGCUCCUCCAGGAGACAGAAACGGACCAACAAUCCCCCACCUGGUCAGAGUAAAAGAAAAGCCACAGACACGGAGGAAGAAGAUGAUCAGUCUGAGAAGAAGUACAGAAAAUGUGAGAAGGCUGGAUGCUCCGCCGUGUACCCAGUUUGUUUUGCAAGUGCAUCGGAAAGGUGUGCAAAAAACGGAUACACAUCGCGCUGGUAUCAUCUGUCGUGCGGCGAGCAUUUCUGCAACGAGUGUUUUGAUCACUACUAUAGAAGCCACAAAGAUGGCUAUGAGACCUUUGCCGAAUGGAAGAAGGUGUGGACUAGUAACGGGAAGAGUGAGCCCAGUCUGAAAGCCUUCAUGGCCGAUCAACAGCUGCCAUUCUGGGUUCAGUGCACUAAACCAGACUGCAGGAAAUGGCGCCAAAUGACUAAGGAGGCCCAACUUACCCCAGCUCUAGCAGAAACGUACCGCUGUGGAAUGAAGUACAACAACAUUAAAAUUGAGGGACCAGACCAGUGCUCCCAGCCAGAAGACUUGAGAGUGGCUGAGGUCAGCGACAGCUGGUGGCAUUCCAUGCUGAUUUUACCGCCGUUGCUUAAAGAAAGUCCCGCCAGCCCCUUCCUUGCCGCCUACUAUCCUGACUGCGUGGGAAUGAGUCCGUCCGGCUCUUCCAGCUCUGUGUCGUCAUCCGAGGUGAAGGCAGACCCCCACAGAACUGUGCACCCACAGAUUUCAGGCCUGUCUCAGUACUUUCAGCCGUUCUACCAACCUAACGAGUGCGGUAAGGCGUUGUGUGUGCGUCCGGACAUGAUGGAGCUGGAUGAGCUGUAUGAGUUUCCAGAGUUUUCCAGGGAUCCCACCAUGUAUCUGGCUCUGCGUAAUCUUAUUCUGGCCUCCUGGCAUAGGAAUUGCAAGAAAGUUCUGACUGCUGAGAAAUGCUCUCAGCACAUCAUCGUUCGGGGUUUGGUGCGCGUGCGCUGCGUGCAGGAGUUGGGCCGGGUGCUUCAUUUCAUGACGAAAAAGGGCCUCGUCAACACUGGUGUGCUGAGAGUGGAACGGCCUCUGCUUCCUGAGGGAUAUCGCUCGAAGAACGUCAUCAUCAUUGGUGCUGGGGCCUCAGGACUGGCUGCUGCGCGGCAGCUUCAAAACUUCGGCACUGCAGUGGUGGUGCUUGAAGCAAGGGACAGGAUUGGAGGCCGGGUAUGGGAUGAUACCUCUUUGGGCGUCAUGGUGGGCCGAGGUGCUCAGAUCGUCAAUGGAUGUGUCAACAACCCCAUUGCACUCAUGUGUGAGCAGAUGGACAUCAAGAUGCAUAAACUGGGGGAGCGAUGUGAGCUGUUUCAAAAGGGCGGUCAGGCCACUGACCCUGCCAUCGACAAGCGCAUGGACUUCCACUUCAACGCCAUUCUGGAUGUGGUGUCAGAAUGGAGGAAAGACAAGUCGCAGAGCCAGGACACUCCACUUGGAGAAAAGGUUCAGGAAGUGAAGAAAAACUUUCUCCAGGAAUCUGGGAUCCAGUUCAGUGAGCUGGAGGAGAAAGUGUUACAGUUUCAUCUCAGUAAUCUGGAGUUCGCUUGUGGAAGCACACUAGACAAGGUGUCAGCACGAUCCUGGGACCACAACGAAUUUUUUGCUCAGUUCUCAGGUGACCACACUUUACUCACUAAGGGCUACUAUGCUUUGCUGCACAAGCUGGCCGAGGGCCUGGACAUCUGCACAAACUGUCCGGUUGAGGCUAUCGAUUACUCGGGUGAAACUGUUAAAGUUAUAUCCUCUAAUGGGUCCCAGUGGACAGCGCAGAAGGUUCUUGUUACUGUCCCGUUGAUUUUACUUCAGAAGAACCUCAUUCAUUUCAAUCCUCCUCUUCCUGAGAGAAAACUCAAAGCAAUCCACAGUUUAGGAGCUGGUAUCAUAGAAAAGAUUGCUCUCCAGUUUCCGUGUCGAUUUUGGGACAAAAAGAUUCAAGGUGCAGAUUACUUUGGGAACAUCCCCCCAGUUCCUGAAAAGAGAGGCAUGUUCAGUGUCUUCUAUGACCUGGAUCCUCAGGGAAAGAACGCUGUACUGAUGUCCGUCAUUUCUGGUGAUGCUGUCGCCGCCGUCCGGGACAUGGAGGAGAAGGACGUGGUCAAUGAGUGCAUGAAGGUUUUGCGAGAACUCUUCAAAGAGCAGGAGGUUCCAGAGCCUGUAAAUUAUUUUGUCACGCAUUGGAGCAAAGACGUGUGGUCCCAGAUGUCCUACAGCUUUGUGAAGACGGGGGGCAGUGGAGAGGCCUACGAUAUCCUGGCCGAAGAUGUGCAGGGUAAAGUCUUCUUCGCUGGAGAGGCCACCAACCGACACUUUCCUCAGACUGUGACGGGGGCCUACCUCAGCGGAGUCCGAGAAGCCAGCAAGAUGACUGCCGUAUAAGCUGAUGGUCCCCACAGCUCUCACAAACACCAGCAUGGAUUAUACGGGUCACACAGACCAACACACUGCAAACCAGCUGGUACUACUUUACCCAAACUGUUUCAUUUGCAGCUACUGUAGUAGCUGAUCAGGAAAAUGCAGGCAGACUGUUUCCUGCAGCAGAAUCCAUCAGGGUUUAUACUUGCUGAACAUGAGAACUCGAAGUGCAUUUUCUUUGGAACAAAGUUCAUCAGGUAAACUUUACUCGUGCAGCUCUGUCUGGUCAUCUUUGCCGAAAAAUCAAGACGCUUUUUGUCAAAUACAUUAUAUUUGUAAUACACAAAUGUGUGAUGAAACUUCAACUUUUUAGGAUGCAUGAGUAGUUUGUAAGCUCCUAAUCAUAGUUGUGAAUCGUCUGCAUACGCAUAGGUUUGAUUAAAACAUGUGAUCAUGAAGAUCUUUUUUUUUGUUAGUUAUUGACCAAGGUUUACGUAAUAUAGAAGUGUACCUUUUGGGUUUAGUGUGUUGGGUUAGUAGUGAAUGCUGAUAUAGUAAAAGAAGAUAGGGUACAGCAAAAGUAGCACUUUUCAUUUAGGAUAACAACAAAAAAUUAAUAGAGUACCAGAAAAACACUAGGUAGUAAAAAAAAAAAUAGUUUUCCAAAAGUGAACCAAACUUCCACCAUUUAGAGAAGGGAAAUGUUUUCUUUUAAUUUAUAAAAGUUAUGGGAUUUGCAGUUGAGCAAAAGCAUAACCAGUUUUUCACUUUUUGUGAUUACUUUUGAUUGAGGCUUAAUGUUUGUGUUUUUGUCUUUGUUAAUACGUUUACAUGGCUCUGUUUUGUUAGGGUGGCGCGGUGUAUUUAUCAGAAGUGAGUGUGUAUGUGUGUAAUAAACUGAGCUGUUAACUGCCACAA